Penicillium brasilianum is the source of this 720-nucleotide messenger RNA. The record is from the annotation of a GenBank genome assembly. Lineage: Eukaryota; Fungi; Ascomycota; Eurotiomycetes; Eurotiales; Aspergillaceae.
AUGUUGCAUGGCAAAUAUCCGGUACCUGUGAAGAACCAAGGAGUCCCUGCAUCCGACUGUGCUGGAGAAGUGGUGGAUAUUGGGUCCGCAGUGACUCGGGUUUCACUUGGUGACCGUGUUUCACCUAUAUUUGAUUUGAAGUACGUCGAGGAGCCGGACUCUGAAGGCAAGGUUGCUCAGCUGGGUGGAAAUGUGGACGGGGUCCUCCGUCAAUACGCAGUUUUUGACGAGAGCGUCCUUGUUCAGAUUCCAGCGCAUCUUUCCUGGCAAGAAGCCGCUUGCAUAACAUGCGCUGGGACCACAGCCUGGAAUUCCUUGGAAAUGAAUGAUCAAGGCCAUAAAAGAUCUGCAUUGAUGCUAGGGACCGGAGGCGUGAGUAUGUUCGCACUGCUUCUCUCUCUAGCCGCUGGAAUUCGUCCAAUUAUCACGUCAUCUUCCGAUAAGAUGUUACAGGAUAUUGCUGCCCUCGGCCCACAUGGCGCUAUUACUAUCAAUUACAGCGAUAUACCUGAUUGGGAGAAUGAAGUCCUUCGACUAACCUCCGGAAAGGGUGUUGACGUUGUGCUCGAGAAAGGCGGAGGCACAAGUAUUCCGAAAAGUGUGACCUCAAUGACCACUCGUGGUACUAUAUCUUGGAUUGGUUUUCUGGGUGGGCUACGAUUUGACGAUCUCGUCAAAUCCUUGGGCCAGCUAUUCUUGAAGGUUGGAACCCUCAGGUAA